Molecule: messenger RNA, 688 nt
Organism: Wasmannia auropunctata (little fire ant)
Lineage: Eukaryota; Metazoa; Arthropoda; Insecta; Hymenoptera; Formicidae
Exons: 2
Molecular function (GO): nucleic acid binding
Source: RefSeq, a predicted model, not a curated record
UUUUAAUAGAAUAAUGGCAUACAAAGCACCGAAAAUGACGUGUUAUAGUACUAGUAAAGCAGCAGAUUAUCGUACUGUUAGUACAGUCUGUACAAAAAAUGAUGGAGACAGUUAUUUAAUCACUGUGAAUAAGUUAUUAUCUUUAUCACCUGGUAAACAUACGAAAUAUUUUAUAAAAAAGAAUGAUAAAUUUAGAGAAAAAAGAACAGAAAAAGCAAACUUAAUUAGUUCGAAAUUACGUCGAAUCUUUUUAGCUAAAAAGAGAGAAGCCGAGAGAAGAGCAAAAGAGAGAUCAGAAGGAAUUCAGUAUAAAUCAAAUUGUGAAACUUCGGGAUUCCAAAAAACUGCAGAUAUUCUACAAAUCGCUGCAAAAUUUGAAGAAUAUACAUUUAAUGUGUAUCUAAAUCCUUCACAAUCCUUCACUAUGGAUGAUGAAGCAUCCAAAGUCAUAGGAUUAAAAAAUAUAUUUGGAAAGAUAUAUUUAAAUGACAAGCAAGUUUCUUCAAUUCUUCCAAAAGAAGCUUUACAAGCAUUUCAAAAAUUUUUAAAUUUGUCACAGAAACCAUGCAUUCUUGUUGCUCAUAAUGCACGAUUUGAUUCUGGUCAUCUACUUCGUGCUAUUAUUAAUAACAAUAUGAUUGAAAGUUUUAAAAACAUUGCUGGAAUUAGUGAUUCUUUAUCUUUAUUU